UAACUGUCCCUAUUGAAGCCCCCAGCAGGGCUGCAGCCAGAACUGAGGCACUAGCAGGCAUGUAAAGCUGGUCAUGCAUCUACGCUGCUUGAUACAUUUUGAGCCCAGUAACAGAAGAGCCUUCCUGAGAUUGCUGUCACCAUACUUGCCUGUCACCUUUGCAGGGUUGGCCAGUGUGGCUGAGGCUCCAGAGAGCUCAGGAACUUCUUUCGGGACUCACAGAAACCUACACCCUGGUGAUGGCACACAGGGACUGUUUUCUUGUUCUUAGUCUAAAUGACUGCCAAGAAGGAAGGCAAAGGUAGAAGAGUCGGAUCUCGGGCUCUCCCCAGAGCUUCUAAUCUCAGACCUUAUUAAACUCCUUUCUGAGCCCAAGGACAAAGCUCACUUGAACAAAUGAUUUUGAGUCAUGAAUGAAAACUCUUGCUCUUUCCAUAAUGAGAAAGAAUUAAGAGAUGGACAGGUUGAAAGUGUGUCUGCUGGGUGCCCUCCACCAUGUGACGAGGACAACAGUGCUCUUCUGGCUUUCAGUGGAAUUCCUCUGCCCCUACAGAUCUCAGAGUUGAAGAACCACGGCAUCCUCCAGGCCCUGACGGCAGAAGCGAAUGGCUGGGAGCCGGCUGUUAUGAAUACAGAGGUGCUCCGAGCCCAAGAAGAAUGGGAAGCUGUGGACAGUAUCCAGCCGGAGACAGGGAGCCGGGCCAGCUCAGACCAGCCUGGGCAGCUAAUCUCUUUCAGUGAGGCCCUCCAGCAUUUCCAGACCGUGGACCUCUCUUCCUUCAAGAAAAGAAUCCAGCCAACGAUCCGAAGGACCGGGCUUGCUGCCCUCCGGCACUGCCUCUUCGGCCCUCCAAAGCUCCACCAGGGCCUCCGUGAAGAAAGGGACUUGGUCCUGACCAUCGCUCAGUGUGGCCUGGAUAGCCAAGACCCAAUGCAUGGCCGAGUCCUCCAGACCAUCUAUAAGAAGCUGACCGGCUCCAAGUUUGACUGUGCCCUCCACGGAGACCACUGGGAAGAUCUGGGCUUUCAGGGAACAAAUCCAGCCACAGACUUGAGAGGAGCAGGCUUCCUUGCCCUCCUGCAUCUCCUGUACCUGGUGAUGGACUCAAAGACCUUGCUGAUGGCCCAGGAGAUUUUCCGCCUGUCUCGUCACCAUAUCCAGCAAUUCCCCUUCUGUUUGAUGUCCGUGAACAUCACCCGCAUCACCAUCCAGGCCUUAAGGGAGGAAUGUCUCUCCAGGGAGUGUAACCGGCAGCAGAAGGUGAUCCCGGUGGUGAACAGCUUCUACGCCGCCGCUUUCCUCCGCCUCGCGCACGUCUGGAGGACGCAGCACAAGACCAUCUCUGACUCGGGCUUUGUCCUCAGAGACUUGGAGGUGUUGGCCAAGAAGAGCCCCAGACGGCUGCUCAAGACCUUGGAGAUCUACUUGGCUGGAGUGUCAAAGGGACAGGCCUCCCUGUUGGGGGCGCAGAAGUGUGCUGGGCCACAAGCCCCUCCCUCCAAGGAUCUCACUUUCACAGGAGUGUGUGACCUGCCACCACACUCCUCUGAAGGCACAUGGCUGAUCUGAGCAACCCCAGUGAGCGCCGCCGGAUCAAAAGCCUUGAAGGGGCUUCGUACCCUGGCACCGUUCUGCCCCUUGCGGCCCUAGCAGAAGGGAUGUAGGAAGCCUGUUGGGGGAGCCAAGGACCCUCACCUGCAUGAGACGUGAGGGGCUGUUAAAGUUGACCCACUCCCCGCAGACCUUCCUACAGAGCAAGGAAAACUUUGCCAUAAUCUUAGUUGGGCUACAGCUUCCAGAGUUGGGUCCUAGGUAAUUUCAGUGACAGAUCAUGAGGUGGGAGACCCCAUCUGGAUGUUCCACACAGCCCUACAUCAACGAUAUUCCCAAGGAGAGGUGCCGGAAUUCUGACUCCCUGGCAGCGGGGCUUUCAGGCCUCAGGGGUCCACGGGACAGGGACCAGACAUGGGCUGAGUAGUCAGAAUGUGAAGGGAGAUGGCAGCGGUGGCAGCAGCUGACAGGGGGCAGCAUGAACCAGAGAGUGGACAUGGGCCUGCCUUCCUCGCCAUCCCCUGGGGUCUCUGGCCUUGCACUUAUCCCGCCCUCGCCUCUCCCCAUCCCUCCUCCCCACUGCUUGUGACACAGAGCCAGGCGCUGGGCUAGGUGUCUGCUGCCACCCAUCCUAACCGCCCACCAGCUGGGCUACCCCCGUGGAGGCUGUGCAGGUCCCAUCAGGGAUGGUUCUCUGGCCUGGGCGAGGGAAGGAGGAAAUUCACGUACCAGCAGUUUUUAAAUAAAAGAAUUCUUCUGGGUUAA
This is a messenger RNA of Balaenoptera acutorostrata (minke whale), 2317 nucleotides long. It is a transcript of the gene ELMOD3, whose product is annotated as ELMO domain containing 3. Lineage: Eukaryota; Metazoa; Chordata; Mammalia; Artiodactyla; Balaenopteridae. Bases 410 to 1570 code for a protein of 386 amino acids. The record is from RefSeq and is a predicted model, not a curated record. The transcript has 12 exons.